This is a messenger RNA of Rotaria sordida, 385 nucleotides long. Lineage: Eukaryota; Metazoa; Rotifera; Eurotatoria; Philodinida; Philodinidae. The record is from the annotation of a GenBank genome assembly.
UCAAUAUCAACGUGCUCAGGAACUUUUAUCUGAUUUUGAAGAUAUUCUCGUUCAAAUUAAUGGUGAUUUUCUUGCCAAAGAAGAAACAUUUCGUUCUGAAACACGAAUUAGUGUUCAUGUUGAAUAUUUACCUAUUGAAUUUACUUAUACUCGAAUAUUAACAACAACACGUCGAAAGAUUGAAUCAUUAUGUGAAAUAAUUCAAAAAAUUGAACAAGAAUUAGGUCAUUUAUUAGUUGAUUAUCUUAAUAAUGAUCCAGUUGUUGUUGAUAUUAUGGACAAAUCGAAUCGUUUACAAAGAUUAGCUCAUGAUAAAGAUGAACAUUUAAAAGAAAAUCGCCUAAAAUGGAAAUAUUUUAAACGACAAUUAGAAGAUCUUGAAUAA